Molecule: messenger RNA, 474 nt
Organism: Zingiber officinale
Lineage: Eukaryota; Viridiplantae; Streptophyta; Magnoliopsida; Zingiberales; Zingiberaceae
Product: probable deoxyuridine 5'-triphosphate nucleotidohydrolase
Exons: 1
Coding region: 1-474 (157 amino acids)
Biological process (GO): dUTP catabolic process; dUMP biosynthetic process
Molecular function (GO): dUTP diphosphatase activity; magnesium ion binding
Source: RefSeq, a predicted model, not a curated record
AUGCAUACAGUUGCAGUCCUAACACUAGAAGAAGAAGAAGAGGAGGUGUUUUAUAUCAAAAAGAUAAGUAGCACAGCAAAAACACCAAGACGAGCAUCAAAAGGAGCUGCCGGAUAUGAUCUUGCUGUUGACCAAGAUUAUAUAAUUCCUCCACAAGGACAAGAAUUAUUAAGCACUGGAAUUAGUAUCAAAACUCCAGAAGGCACUUAUGCUCGUAUAGCACCUCGGUCCAGUUAUGCUAUGAAAGGCAUCAUUAUAGGCACCGAUGUUAUUGAUUCAGAUUAUAGAGGUGAAGUAAAGAUUCUUGUUCACAAUUUCUCUAAUGAUACUUUGUCUCUCAAAACAGGGGAGUGUAUAGCACAAAUAAUUCUAGAAUGCUGCAAAACCCUGAUGAUCAUGCCAGUACGAGAACUGGACAAUAUCUCAAGAGGACAAAGAGGCUUUGGAUCUACAAGUUUAUCUAUCCAAGAAUAA